CACGGAGCGCACGGAAGACGUUAAACGAGUGAAACGGCGGAAUGUGAGCAGAACGCGACCUCUCGUUUGGCGGUCAGCUUCUCUGUUGCUAAGGACGCGAAAAGAGACGGAGUCGUGAUUUUUCGCUGCAUUGGCGGAUUUGGAGAUCGGGAGUGUGUUCUUUGAGUUACUUAAGCCUAAGCCUUAGGUGCCUCGGUAAAAGAAGAAGUGGAGUAUGUAACCGGGGAAAGUGCGGACAAAGAUUUAAUUGCUCUGGAAGGUGCACUGACUGAAACACACACAGCGCUGGCGCUGCUGCAGUGAGUGACGAGUGAGAAUUUGGUGAUCAAGCACAGCAGAGAGUGGAUAACUGGGGAACUGUGUCCACGCCGGGGUCUCGCUGUGGACUGAAGUCUCUCUCUCUCUCACACACACUCACACACACAGGAGUGACACACACACACAGUGGAUGUUCCCCGGCGGUGCGCCUCUUCCAGAAGAGACAGUGCUUCGUGUUUCCAGCUCGCCCCCCAUUUGAAUGCCUUUGCCGGGGUUUUGUGGGGUGCUGUGCUGCAGGCAAGGCUUCAGUUUGCUGGCGCGGGACUAUGGGGACAAGGAAGAGGAGGAGGAGUCCCUGGAGCUGCGCAGCGCGGACGAGCGCGCGUGCAACGGACGGGGACCACAGGAGGUGACUGUCUCUCAGCCCACCCGCACGGUCAACGUGAAAAAUGGGCUGUCAGAAGUUCCAGAGGAGAUGAGAAGUCUGAUCUUGGAAAAGGGCAAGAUGGGUUUUGAGGAGGAUCCCGAGCUCGUUGUCAAAGGCUGGUUGUACCGGGAGGUGCCGGGGACCUGGAUCUGGCAGCGGAGGCACUGGUUCGUCUUGACCCAGGACUCGCUGGAUUACUACAGCAGCCCGGAACGCGGCGCUCGCCGGCUCGGCACCCUGGUCCUCACGAGCCUCUGCUCGGUCAUCUGGCCCGACAAGCAGACGUACAAGGAGACAGGGUACUGGAGCAUCACGGUGUAUGGACGAAAGCACUGCUACCGGCUAUACACAAAGCACUUCAACGAGGCUGUACACUGGGCCUGUGCUAUCCAGAAGGUCGUCGACAGCAAGGCGCCCGUGGAAACGCCCACCCAGAUCCUUAUCCGCGACAUCGAGGAGAACAAGCCGAACGAGGAGGUGCUGGAGCACAUAUACAGGCACAACCCCAUCCUCAAGUACACGCAGAGCCCUCUGUACGCGCCACUGCUGCCCUUUCCCUACGGCAGCCUGGAUCACGUCCAACACAGCGGGAAGGGCUACACGGCGCUGCGAGAAGAGGCGGUGAGGCUCUUCAACUCGCUGCAGCAGUUGGAGGCGGCGCGCGACCCCGUGCCUCUCAUCCAGGGCGUGCUGCAGACGUGCUUGGACCUGUGGCCGCUGCGCGACGAAGUCUACUGCCAGCUGGUGAAGCAGACGAGCGGCGCGCCGCAGCCCGACGCACCCACCCAGUUGCGCUACUGGCAGCUGCUCACCUGCAUGAGCUGCACUUUCCUGCCAGGGACACCUGUCCUCAAGUACCUGCGCUUCCACCUUGACAGGGUGCGGAGCCAUCAUCCCAACACGGAAGUGGACGGCUAUGCCUCCUUCAUUUUGGAGGCCCUGAAGAAGACGCGCUGCCGUGAGUGCGUGCCAUCCUGGGAGGAGAUCCAAGUGCUCAUGGGCCGACGGGAAAUGCUGUGCGUGGUGCACUUCCCCGGGCAGGGCUCCUGCCGGAUGCCCGUUACCUCCCACACCACCGCCGAUGAGCUGGCGAGGACGAUCUCGGAGCGCCUGGGGCUGCAGCGCAGCCGCAACACGUUCGCUCUGUUCGAGCGCAGCGCGCAGCACGAGUGGCCCGUGGGGGGCGGCACCAUCAUCGCGGACAUCCUCACCAGGUUUGAAAACCUCUCGGCUAAAGAUCCCGAGUCGGACGGUCAGCGGAGACUCUACUUCAAGCUCUACUGCCUGCUGGACGUGGACAGCAUUUGCGUGGACAGCAUCGAGUACACGUUCCUCUUCGAGCAGUGCCACGAAAUGAUGGUCCGAGGGCAACUUCCUGCAUCGGAGGAGGACCUCCAGGCUCUCGCGGCGUUGCGGCUGCAGUGGAUGAUGGGAGAUUUCAGCAUCCACUCCCCCUGCCCUCCGCUGGACGAGCUCUUCCCUGGCAACGUAGUGGAGGCACGUGUCCUGCUGGCGCUGAAGAACCCCUCGCCAACCACGCCUGGAAGCACUCCGGCCCCGCCUCCCAGCUGCCCACAGCGCUUCCCCGGCGGCCUCCUGGCGGGGGCGCUGUGGAGCCACGCGACUGCCCACAAGCAGAGGAUGGCGCAGGACCUGCGGCUACGCGGGCGGCUGAAAGAGGAGGGGGCGGCCAUCAUGGGCGCCAUCGUGGAGCGAUGGAAGAGCCUGGUUGGCUACAGCCAGAAGGACAGCAUGGCGGCCUACCUCGCCAUCGCGAGACGGUCGCCCGGCUUCGGCUGCACGCUCUACGAGGUCGAUUUCUACAUAAGCUCCACCGGAAGUUUCUCCCAGAAGCUGUGGCUGGGCGUGGCAGCCAAGUGCGUCUCGCUGUACCGGCAGGGCGAGGUGGAGGCCCUCGAGUCCUUCCCCUACGGACAGAUUUGCUCCUACGAGGUGUCGGACACCAACACUUUCAAGAUCACGGCCGGCGACCGCGACCUGCUCUUCGAGACAAACAAGCUGACGGAGAUCGUGCAGCUCAUGAACGCCUACUUGAGCGCCACGCAUCAACGCCAGGUCCCUGCAGACAGCACGUACACCGAGGGGGGGUUCUGCCUCGCUCCCUCCGCCCAGGAGCUGUCGUCUCCCUCCGUGUGACAGGCCCCCUCCCGCCCAGCGACAGCUGGAAGACGUCGAACCUUCGUCGAUUCAUGUCUCCAGAGCUGAGCAACGUGGUGAGGAAGGUGGAUUCUUUACCCCUCCACAAGUGCACUUUUCCAAGCUGGUCACGGUCUCUGCUCCACUUGUGUUCCCACACCCCGGGGCUGGGAUUGGGUGCGAAGGGCUGCCAGACUUCGGCUCUGCGUAUGAGCCGCGGCCUUGUUUUUCCUGUAGCGGACAAAAGAGCGGCGGUGCGUGAACUUGUUGGAGUCGGGGACAAUCGUUAGAGUCUCUCCGUUGACACUAAGUGCGCUGCUGUGGUCCAGCGUCGCGAUGACUUUGGCGAGGAAGACGAAGGUGCGAAAUUCCUCCUGCCACUGCCAAAGGGUUUUGUUCCGCUCCAAAGAGCAACGUAGCUGGGUCCCAGUUUGCCGUCAAAGAGCCCCAACGUCUUUCCCAAUGGGGUCUUUCCCGAUUUUGGUGUUGCUGCCGUCACAAGACCGCAGCACGGUGUCGGCGUGGUCAACACCGUUUCGUACAGCGCAUAACACCGACAUGCGGGAUACACGCAGAGCAACUGCACUCACAUGACACGCCAUCCUUGUCGACUGCUGGUGACCACAGUGUCUCCAGAAGGUUCUGUCCUCCGCUCGUGUCCUGCAGAAGGGCGUGUCCAUCGUCACGCGAUUUGAGUCCGUUCAUCCGGGAGCUCGUCAUCCUUUUCUUCAUUUUCCUGACUUUUCCCAGCAUUACUGUUUUUCUGAGGAAAUGCAACCUAAUCAUGACAUGUUUGCAGCAUGAUGACCUCGUGCUUCACCAGAAUAACCUACUUUCUCCCCCCUACUGAUUUCAAGCCAGCCCCCC
Molecule: messenger RNA, 3709 nt
Organism: Scleropages formosus (Asian bonytongue)
Lineage: Eukaryota; Metazoa; Chordata; Actinopteri; Osteoglossiformes; Osteoglossidae
Gene: plekhh3
Product: pleckstrin homology, MyTH4 and FERM domain containing H3
Exons: 13
Coding region: 518-2842 (774 amino acids)
Cellular component (GO): cytoskeleton
Source: RefSeq, a predicted model, not a curated record